Messenger RNA from Drosophila hydei, 805 nucleotides. RefSeq names its product gamma-glutamylcyclotransferase-like. Lineage: Eukaryota; Metazoa; Arthropoda; Insecta; Diptera; Drosophilidae. The coding region runs from base 56 to 691 and encodes 211 amino acids. The transcript is spliced from 2 exons. The record is from RefSeq and is a predicted model, not a curated record. Gene Ontology annotation, molecular function: gamma-glutamylcyclotransferase activity.
UCAACACAACAAAAGCGACUCACAAAAGACUAAAAUUGUUUAUAAUUCGAUUGAAAUGAACACAGUUAUUGCGUUGAUCUUGCUGUUUGCGGCAGCUCGUGGGGCACAACUCAAUGUGAAUAAGCUGCUGCCCGAGGUGCAUGAUGAUAAGUUCUACUAUUUUGGCUUUGGAAGCAAUAUGCUAGCUAAGCGCAUUCACAUCCAGAACCCCACCGCGCAGCUGGUGGGACCCGCAACGCUGGCCGAUUACCGAUUGGACUUCGCCACGAUAUCGAACAGGUGGAAUGGAGCUGUGGCCACCAUUGUGCCGACAGCGAACGCACUUACUUGGGGCGCGCUGUGGGACAUCGAGUUGACCAACUUGGCGGACAUUGACGAUCAAGAGGGCGUUCAUCUCAACCUGUACAGACCCAUCACAGUGCACGUAAAACUGCAUGGCAAUGGAACGGAGAUUUCCGCGAGAGCUUACGUCCUGGUGCAGCAACCCGAGGGCAACGUGCAUGGCAUACAGGACUCUAUCGUGCCUGAGGACCGAAAGCCUUCCAAGACGUAUCUACAGGUGUUAGUCAAAGGUGCCAUCGAGAGUGGCGUUCCGCUAGAGUAUGUCAACUGGCUGAAAAAUAUUAAGCACAAUAACAUAACGGUAAAAGAAUUCGAACGGCUUCUUCAGUUGGAAUCAGUGAAAUUGUAGAAUGUAGCGUAAUGAGUUGAAGACUUAUGGAAUGUUAAAUAAAAUGAACAAGGUUGAACUGCUUUAUAACUGCACAACUGCUUAAAAAGAGGUGACCCCAUGCCCAUAUUUUAG